GUUGACUGCGUGGGAGUCCAUCCAUGUAACCAUUACGCCAUCUGCUGGUUUCAAGACUUUGGCCUUUGAAGCUAGCCAGGCUGAGCCCACCACUGACUAGCUGUAUUUGAAUAAGCAUUAGACUUUCUAACAUUCUCAGUUUCCUCAUCUAUGAACCAGCAUACAGUAAUAGGCUUUUUGCAAGAGUUGAAUUCUACAGGUGCCCUGCCAGACACGGCUGGGUGCUGGAAGAUCUCUGCCCUCACACAGCCCGCUGCCCGGUGGCGUCCGAUAACGUGAGGGAGGAGUUCUGCGGGUGUUUGACCUACUGGCCAGAACAGCGCUGUCUGGGGAACGCUUGAGGGAGGGACAGACCGCCCACAGAGCAGCGUAGCCAGCUGGCCCAAUGCGCGUGCGCGCACAGUGUGAUACUCUUCAAGCAAGCUUUUUAGAGGGACCCCAUUUCACGUCACAGGAGGGCAAGGACUAACGGUAGCACUUCCCAACGCGCGACUUAGCUGGCGCAGAUAAGCGUUUAAAGCCUUCGUGCCGCGCAUGCGCAGUACCCCUGCCCCGCCCUCCGCCUUCGGAUCUUGGAUUGAGGGAUUUGGGUCACGUGGGCAAACCUGGCCUCUUCCUUGCGGCCCUGCUGGCUAGUUUCCGGUUCGGUGGGUCCAGGAUGACGGAGUCGGGCGCCUCUCCCGAGGACCCCUGGGUCAAGGUGGAGUAUGCGUACAGUGACAAUAGCCUGGACCCUGGGCUUUUUGUAGAAAGCACCCGCAAGGGGAGUGUAGUCUCCAGAGCUAAUAGUAUCGGUUCCACUAGUGCCUCUUCUGUUCCUAACACAGAUGACGAGGACAGUGAUUACCACCAGGAGUCCUACAAGGAAUCCUACAAGGACCGGCGGCGGCGAGCACACACUCAGGCUGAGCAGAAAAGGAGGGAUGCCAUCAAGAGAGGCUAUGAUGACCUUCAGACCAUCGUGCCAACUUGCCAGCAGCAGGACUUCUCCAUUGGCUUUUCUAACAUUCUCAGUUUCCUCAUCUAUGAACCAGCAUACAGUAAUAGGCUUUUUGCAAGAGUUGAAUUCUACAGGUGCCCUGCCAGACACGGCUGCGUGCUGGAAGAUCUCUGCCCUCACACAGCCCGCUGCCCGGUGGCGUCCGAUAACUACCCCUGCCCCGCCCUCCGCCUUCGGAUCUUGGAUUGA
Messenger RNA from Tupaia belangeri chinensis (Chinese tree shrew), 1189 nucleotides. RefSeq names its product max-like protein X. The coding region runs from base 659 to 1189 and encodes 176 amino acids. The record is from RefSeq and is a predicted model, not a curated record. The transcript has 6 exons. Gene Ontology annotation, biological process: regulation of transcription by RNA polymerase II. Gene Ontology annotation, cellular component: nucleus. Lineage: Eukaryota; Metazoa; Chordata; Mammalia; Scandentia; Tupaiidae. Gene Ontology annotation, molecular function: protein dimerization activity; RNA polymerase II cis-regulatory region sequence-specific DNA binding; DNA-binding transcription factor activity, RNA polymerase II-specific.